Messenger RNA from Symphalangus syndactylus (siamang), 4766 nucleotides. It is a transcript of the gene ZDHHC8, whose product is annotated as zDHHC palmitoyltransferase 8. The record is from RefSeq and is a predicted model, not a curated record. Gene Ontology annotation, cellular component: Golgi apparatus. Gene Ontology annotation, biological process: protein palmitoylation. Gene Ontology annotation, molecular function: palmitoyltransferase activity. NCBI's taxonomy places the organism in Eukaryota, Metazoa, Chordata, Mammalia, Primates, Hylobatidae.
AGGCUUCUGGAGGGGUGGGCCCAGCCCAGUGUUGGUCCCCAGGGCUUCUGUCUGUGGGGGGGUCUGGCUUGGUUCCUUACUCGGUCCAUGCAAUUCAGUGUCCUUUCUCAUGGCUUUAAAAGUAAUGUGUGGGCUGGGCACGGUGGCUCACGCCUGUAAUCCCAGCACUUUGGGAGGCCGAAGUGGGCAGAUCAUCUGAGGUCAGGAGUUUGAGACCAGCCUGGCCAGCAUGGCGAAACCCCAUCUCUACUAAAAGUACAAAAACUAGCCAGGCGUGGUGGUGAGCGCCUGUAAUCCCAGCUACACAGGAGGCUGAGGCAGGAGAAUAGCUUGAACCUGUAAGGCGGAGGUUGCAGUGAGCCGAAAUCGCACCACUGCACUCCAGCCCGGGUGACAGAGCAAGACUCUGUCUCAAAAAAAAAAAAAAAAAGUGUGUUCUUUAUGUGGAACUUGUGAAAUACAGAAAAAAAAAUAUGCUAAGAAAUUAAAAUCAACCCCACACCCCCCCCAUCUCCUGUCCUCCUUGGAGGGCUCCUCUGUUCCUGGCGCCGCGUCUGCACCCUGGCUGUGUGGUGGCUGCAGCUGCUGGUUCCCUCGCGCGUGAUGUCAGAGGGCCCUUUACGUGACUCUGACUAUGAACCUGCCCCAGCCCUAGGCAUAGAGUGCUUGGGUGGCUCCCACUCUGCUGAGCACCAGUUUCUCCUCCUCUGUUCUGGGGUUCUGGUUUCAGCGACACCAGCAGUCUUGAGGUAUGGGGUUCCUUCCUGGGGCAGUGCGGGCCAUGCCUGCACCCAACCCUACACCUGGCAUAUGCUGACCUCUGCUGGCCCUGCACCUGGGAGAAGAUGCCAUGUGUCCCUGUGGCAGGAUGGUGGUCCGGGUGCUCACCUGGGUUUGAUGUGCAGUGGCCACCUAGCAAGGCUAAGAAGCCCUGCUUGCCCCCUCAGGGCAGGUGAGGCCACACCCCUGGGCUGAAUGUCUGUCAGUGAUCCUGGCCUCUUCCCCAGCCCGCCCCUGCUCUGCUGAGCUCCUCCAAGACUGCUCAGUUCCUGAGAAGGGGUUCUGUUGGGUCGGCUGGCCCAUUGAUGCCACCCAUAGCAGCUGUGCUGAUUCUGGGUAGGCAGGGGUCCAGGAGGCCCCCUUCUUGGGGCAGGCCACUUGUCUACCCGUUGCCCAACCUCCUGCCCUGUAUCUGGUCCAGGCACACUGGAAGGGGAGCAGGUUGCUCCUGUGUCCCCCAUCCCUGCCCUUAGGGCCUAUACAGGGUUCCCGACUUCACUGUUUGCUCCUCAGAUGUUACCAGACAGUAAGUGGCCCCAGCCCCCUCUCCGCAUGCAGUAAACGUUAGUUGCUGCCGGUGGGGUGGCUUCACCCAUGCACCAGGUGGGCAGGAGUUCUGGGUGACGUGUGGGGAGCUGGAGGCCUGAGAACCAGGGACCCCUCCCUCAGCCAGAUCGCCAAGGGUCUUGGGACCAGCAGGACAUUCACACAUCUCUCUAGGAGGGUCUGGGCAUGGAAGGAUGCCCAGUUGUGAAGGGCAUCCUCUCAGGAUGGGGCACAUACAGCAGGGCAGUUUCUCAGAGGCCCUCUUCCUUCAGGAAGCCUUCUUAGGAUUUUGUUGUUGUUUGUUUGUUUGAGACAGGGUCUCACUCUGUCACCCAGGCUGGAGUGCAGUGGUGCUACUUCAGCUCACUGUAGUCUCGACCUCCUGGGCUCAAGUGAUCAUCCCACCUCAGCCUCCUGAGUACCUGGGAUGACAGGUGCCCAUGGUUGACGCGAGCUGUGUCCCCAGCUGUUCCUGUCUACAAUGGCAUCAUCUUCCUCUUUGUCCUGGCCAACUUCAGCAUGGCCACUUUCAUGGACCCUGGUGUUUUCCCCCGAGCGGAUGAGGAUGAGGACAAGGAGGACGACUUCCGGGCCCCGCUGUACAAGAAUGUGGAUGUGCGAGGUAUCCAGGUCCGCAUGAAGUGGUGCGCCACGUGCCACUUCUACCGCCCGCCACGCUGCUCCCACUGCAGCGUCUGUGACAACUGUGUAGAGGACUUUGACCACCACUGCCCCUGGGUCAACAACUGCAUCGGGCGUCGAAACUAUCGCUACUUCUUCCUGUUCCUGCUGUCACUCAGUGCACACAUGGUGGGCGUUGUGGCCUUCGGCCUGGUCUACGUGCUGAACCAUGCUGAGGGGCUGGGAGCCGCGCACACCACCAUCACCAUGGCUGUCAUGUGUGUGGCCGGCCUCUUCUUCAUCCCUGUCAUUGGCCUCACUGGCUUCCAUGUGGUGCUGGUCACUCGGGGGCGCACCACCAACGAGCAGGUGACUGGGAAGUUCCGCGGGGGUGUGAACCCCUUCACCCGAGGCUGCUGUGGGAAUGUGGAGCACGUGCUGUGUAGCCCCCUGGCGCCCCGGUACGUGGUGGAGCCGCCCCGGCUGCCGCUCGCGGUGAAUUUGAAGCCGCCUUUCCUUAGGCCUGAACUCCUGGACCGAGCUGCACCACUCAAGGUCAAGCUUAGUGACAACGGGCUGAAGGCUGGCCUGGGCCGUAGCAAGUCCAAGGGCAGCCUGGACCGGCUGGAUGAGAAGCCACUGGACUUGGGGCCACCACUGCCCCCCAAGAUAGAGGCUGGCACGUUCAGCAGUGACCUGCAGACCCCGCGCCCAGGCAGUGCUGAGAGUGCCCUGUCGGUGCAGAGGACCAGCCCCCCGACGCCUGCCAUGUACAAGUUUAGGCCGGCUUUCCCCACGGGUCCCAAGGCGCCUUUCUGUGGACCAGGCGAGCAGGUUCCAGGCCCUGAUUCCCUGACCCUGGGGGACGACAGCAUCCGUAGCCUGGACUUUGUGUCCGAGCCGAGCCUGGACCUCCCUGACUAUGGGCCCGGGGGCCUGCAUGCAGCCUACCCGCCAUCCCCGCCGCUCAGCGCCUCUGAUGCCUUCUCGGGCGCUUUGCGCUCUCUGAGCCUCAAGGCCUCGAGCCGGCGGGGUGGGGACCAUGUGGCCCUGCAGCCCCUGCGCUCCGAGGGUGGGCCCCCCACGCCCCACCGUAGCAUCUUUGCCCCCCAUGCACUGCCCAACCGCAACGGCAGCCUGUCCUAUGACAGCCUGCUCAAUCCUGGCUCGCCUGGUGGCCACGCCUGCCCUGCCCACCCAGCAGUUGGCGUGGCCGGAUACCACUCACCCUACCUGCACCCUGGGGCAACGGGCGACCCACCACGGCCCCUGCCCCGCAGCUUCAGCCCCGUGCUGGGCCCCCGGCCCCGGGAGCCCUCGCCUGUGCGCUACGACAACCUGUCCAGGACCAUCAUGGCAUCCAUCCAGGAGCGCAAGGACAGGGAGGAGCGUGAGCGCCUGCUGCGCUCCCAGGCCGACUCACUCUUCGGCGACUCAGGCGUCUAUGACGCUCCCAGCUCCUACAGCCUGCAGCAGGCCAGUGUGCUGUCCGAGGGCCCCCGAGGUCCCGCGCUGCGCUAUGGCUCCAGAGACGACCUUGUGGCUGGGCCUGGCUUUGGUGGCGCCCGCAACCCUGCCCUGCAGACAUCACUGUCCUCGCUGUCCAGCUCCGUGAGCCGUGCACCGCGGACAUCGUCUUCCUCCCUGCAGGCUGAUCAGGCCAGCAGCAACGCCCCGGGGCCCCGGCCCAGCAGUGGCUCCCACAGGUCGCCCGCACGCCAGGGCCUGCCUUCCCCACCAGGCACUCCCCACUCACCGUCCUACGCAGGCCCCAAAGCUGUCGCCUUCAUCCACACGGACCUCCCAGAGCCACCGCCCUCGCUGACCGUGCAGAGGGGGCGGAUUGGCACCUGCACCCGUGGAUGGGGGCGGCGUGGCCAGCCUUGGGUGCCUCCUGGGCUGCACCUGUGCCACCUUGGCCGCCCGGAGGACCGCCCACCACUGCGGGCCCCCUGGAGCCCGGCCGCCGGGGCACCCCCACGCGGGGCCAUGUGCCGCCUGCACUUGGCUGCCUCCAGUCUUUUCCCCAGCCUCUCGGGGCCCUAGCAGGAUGACAAGUAGGCGGCUCUGGGGCCCGGGACAGCCCAGCUGGGGACCCAGGAGGUCAGACUGCCAUGGACCCUGGGGCAGGGCUGGGGGUGGGCUGGCCUCUCUGCUCCACCAGCCACAGCUUGACAGACUCCCAGCCUGCCAGGGCCUGAGACCCUGUGUCCACAUGACCUCAGGAAGUCCCCCACCUGCUGCAGGGGGUCCAGCACCCCACAGGGGGCAGCCCCAGAGCUGUGGGGACCGGCACGACCUUUGCCCAGCCUCCCUGUCCAACCAAGCACUUUAGACUAAGCCACUUCCUCCUCGGGGAGCCCAGGCCUCCGUGGGUUGGGCUGGGUGGGGGGGGUCUCAGGUUGCCCCCGAAGGUCUCUGCACUCCUCCUGCCCUUCCCCUGACACAUGAACAGAUGCCUUAACUUCCUGGAGCCGCCAGCCUGGUGAGCCAUUGGCCCCUGCCUGCCACCAAGGUCCUGUGGUCGUGGCCAGCUCCUCCUGGGCCCCACUGGGGCUGCCUGCACCCAGAGACGAUGCCGGCGGGAUCUCAGAGGGCCUGAGGCCCAAGCCGUGUGUCCUCCAGCAGUGGUACGGCCUGCAGCAGGGUGGGACUCCGGCCAGCCCUUCUCCGGCACAGGGUCCCUGUCCCUGGGUCCACCCUGGGCUGUGGCUCUACAUCUCCCAUUUGGGGACGAGAAAGCCACAAAACCAUUCUCUAUUGUUCUUAAGGGUACCCCUGCUAAUUAAUUCCCCAAAUAAAAUUUUUGGUGUUGAUCA